GAAAGAAGUGGAAAAAGUUAUUUCGGUGACGUUUUACGUCGAACAGAACGAGCAAGAAGUUUCUUGAGACCACCACGUACAAGAAAAGAACGUUGAGAAUUCUGAUCGUGCAAAGAUUGUACUUACCUGUCAAGCAUUCGGUGACUACAUCAGACGUAUUGCAUCGUACAAAGCUUGCGCUUUUUUUUUCCUACGUGGACAGCUAAGCAUUCAAAGAAAUCAAUGAGCUGAAGCAAUCGUGAGAGCGGACAAAGGAAAAGCAGGCACAGUAGUUUCAUCCAUCCGAUCGAUCCUAACCAGGUCCCGACCCCAAGUCGAUUAACGACGAGUCGGUCGCAGUGAAAUACUUAUUGAGGUCUUCCCGUUUCAACAACACCCUCUCAAGAAUUUUGUAGUUUCUUACAAGCAGUCUGACAACUACAAUCUACUUUCAUCAAGACCCCUCCUGGUUGUUCCGAAGCCAUGACGACUCAAAAGUCAAUUUUCCACCCCGUGUUGCAGGUGGAGAUUCCGGACAUGGACAGCGGGUUCGCCAGAUGCUGCCACAUGAUCGAACCGGUUGAAAUCUAUGACAAGGUAUCACGUUGCAUUUUUAAAAAUACCGGCAAAUAAUGUUGACAAAAUAUUCGGGGAGGAUGCAACCGCGAACGGUGUGCAUAGAGUGUGAUAAGUAAAAGCUGUAAUGCAAUUUCAUCUACUUCUUCAAAAUCAAAACCGCGACAGGUGCUCGGCAUGCUGAAGCACGUAAUUAACGCCAACAAGCAAUCCGGAGGAAAGGCCCGCAAGGUUCCGCUAGAAGACGAGGGCAUGAAGGUAAGUAUACGACUUUUUCACUGUGUCAAAGCCCCAGCAACGCUGUCCCUGUCGGAACACAAAUGAUGCGUCAUGCUCUUUUUCUUAGGCACCAUGCUGCAUCUGGCAAUGAGAAUUGACAACUCCUACUUGUCCUAUUACUCAUUGAAAGCAAGUAGCAUGACUGGGAAAUGAUCUACGGUAUUCAAAAAUACAAAACACGAUCAACAGCCCACGAUCACCUCCGUGGUGACUUCGAUCGAAGCUCUGAUGAAUCUCGGGUUCGUGUUUGACAAGGAGGAGACCACCCUGGUGCUGCCCGAGGGCAAGUCGAUCGACGCCGACGCUUGCAUGGCUGAGCUCGAGACGGCGUAUAACUGGUAUCAGCAGGUGUACGGCCCGCCGUCCGGCGAUCCCCGCAACCCGGAAAAGGUAAAGAACCUCGUCGAUAAGAACGUACAGUUCCUGAAGCGGGCCCAGGCUUAUCACAACAAAAUGGCGGACUACUAAAGGGACCAAGGGGAAGUAAGAAGCAAGAGGUAGUACUUUGAGGACGGACGAGUUGGUGAGUGGACGACGGCUACCUUUUUGCACAACUACUUUUAGCUAGACAUCUAUCUCUCGGUAAGUUGUGCAUGUGCUGUGGUCCAGCACCAUGAAUUUUUUAUGCGCGCGCAAUAAUUUUUUACUUUUGUUGUAAAAUCGCUUUUCCGUUACUGUAUCAGCUGUACGUCGAAACGUCAAGUUCAAGGUCUAUGUCAAACCUGACGUUUCUAUGUUUUACGUUUCGCCUCCCACGUUUUUCAACAUAAAAUCUCUGUUUUGCGGUUUCAAAUUCAGUUAAUACAGUUCACAUUUCUACUCGGUGCGGACGAGUUCCAAGGAGCGUUUGGGAGAUGCGUGAUGCUUACUAGAAAGAGUUGGUGGGAACGAAGCCCUCACCAAUUUUAUUUAGGCACUGCUUCUGUACAUCUGAUCCCCCAUUAGGAGUGACUUCGUAGUCCUGGAAGGACCGUGGACCUUGAAUGAACAUGAGCAACCAAAAAUCAGGAGAUGGAAGAACGCGCAUUGAUGUGUUGUGUGUCACUGAAGACAGCAGAACCACG
Molecule: messenger RNA, 1898 nt
Organism: Amoebophrya sp. A120
Lineage: Eukaryota; Dinophyceae; Syndiniales; Amoebophryaceae
Source: the annotation of a GenBank genome assembly